Solanum stenotomum is the source of this 595-nucleotide messenger RNA. Its product is annotated as receptor-like protein 9DC3. The transcript has 2 exons. The record is from RefSeq and is a predicted model, not a curated record. The coding region runs from base 1 to 540 and encodes 179 amino acids. Gene Ontology annotation, molecular function: protein binding. NCBI's taxonomy places the organism in Eukaryota, Viridiplantae, Streptophyta, Magnoliopsida, Solanales, Solanaceae.
AUGUUUUCUGAGCUUCGAAUCAUAGAUCUCUCUUACAAUGGUUUCACAGGAAACUUGUCGACUAGUCUAUUUCAAAAAUUGAAAGCCAUGAGGACAAUUGAUAAAACAGCGAAGGUACCAACAUAUCUUGGUAAAUCUGGAGAGAGAGAUUACAAUGAUUCUGUAACAGUUUCAACGAAGGGAAUGGAGUAUGAUCUGGAUAGAAUUUCGACAAUUUUCAUAACUAUUGAUCUUUCAAGUAACAAAUUUGAAGGAAAUAUUCCAAGUAGUUUGGGAGAUCUCAUUGCACUUCGGGUGCUAAAUUUGUCUCAUAACAGAUUGCAAGGUAAUAUACCAUCAUCACUUGAAAGUUUAUCUUUAGUCGAAUCAUUGGAUCUUUCAUUCAACCAGCUUUCGGGAGAGAUACCACAACAACUUGCUACUCUUACGUUUCUUUCAUUCUUAAAUCUCUCUCACAAUCAUCUCCAAGGAUGCAUUCCUCAAGGACAUCAAUUUGAUACAUUUCAAAAUAAUUCAUAUGAAGGUAAUGAUGGAUUAUAAGGUUUCCCUGUUUCGAAAGGUUGUGGAAGUAUUUGGCCGCCAGAGACAAAUAAUG